Molecule: messenger RNA, 261 nt
Organism: Mollisia scopiformis
Lineage: Eukaryota; Fungi; Ascomycota; Leotiomycetes; Helotiales; Mollisiaceae
Exons: 4
Coding region: 1-261 (86 amino acids)
Source: RefSeq, a predicted model, not a curated record
AUGGGCGUUCCUUUCGAAGCUCUCAUUCCCUAUGGGAUCAUGCUUGCCAUGUUCGGUGUGACUGGAGCCGGACUUUCGAAGAUCAGACAUAUGCAGAACGGUGGAAAGAGAGCGCGACACUCGGUGGAUCAAUGGGACAGAGUACUGAUGGACCGCGAUCGAAGAUUAACGGGAUUCUUGAGAGGACAAACGGAUAACCCAAUCGCACCAGCUGGUUUCGAGCUCAACAACCCGUGGAGACUCGAGAAGCGCAUCCUUUAG